UUGGUUCCCAAAAAUGGCGAAAUUAAUUUCUCUAAUUAUUUUCGUCAUCUGUUUGUGUUCAGUAGGAGCGUUUUUUGAAUUCGAAGCACCUCGUCAUGUGUUUGAUACGGAAUUGUAUGAGAGUGUAUUAGAUGAAGAGCUAUGUGAAGCGCAAUUGAGUUACUUAAUAACUAACAAUACAAUGCUGACCGCUGAAUUUCUUGAUGCAGGCAUUAGACUUCCGAGAGGCAUUUUACAAGGAAACUUUGUAGACCUCGGAUACUACCAGCAGUGUCUAGCAAUCAGUGAAAACUUUGAGGCCUCGGACAUAGAGGGCAAGUACUGUAUGAUCAAUGUUCCAAUGGUUCAAGAUGAGUUAAACUUACCAGUGUUGCCAGAAUGGCCAGAAGGUUCCGAGAGGUCCGGGGACUGGCCCAAGCUUCCGUGGCAACAACUUUUUUCAGUCACAAGACCACAUAGUGACAUGUUCAGAAAUCUGCAAAAGGUACGAACGGAAGCAGCAAAGUACAGUCGUAUGACUGGACCUGAUGAUAUGGAUUUUAUGAGGAUAACAGAAGACAGCCCGAUGGCUAAUGAAGUCUUCAGACUGGCAGUAUGUCUUCCUAAAGCGUGCACACCCAGGCAGUUCCUCGACACUGUGUUUAUCAACACCACUAGCGUGGGUUUACAACUCACGGAAGAGUAUUGCAGACUGAGGAAUGAUAAACCGUUUGCACCUGUUGAUUAUGCUGCUAUGGGAGUAUUUGGCUUCAUAAUCCUUAUUACUGUCCUUUCGACAUUCUACGACUUAUAUUUUACCGCGAUAUGUAAGGAAGGUUCAAAAAAAGCCAAUACUCUUGUAAAAUCGUUCUCUGUCUAUACGAAUACUCGCCGGUUGCUCACAUUCAACUCUGUGCCUGGAACUUUAGAGAGCCUGGAUGGAAUCAGAUCCAUAUCCAUGAUGUGGGUCAUCAUAGGCCACACGUAUGCUACCAAUGGGAGAGGACACUUUUUUAAUCGCCAAGAAAUGUUCACGUGGAUGCAUUCAUUCUCGGCACUCUGGGUUGUGGCGUCUCCCAUCUCAGUGGACACCUUCUUCUUGCUGAGCGGACUGCUGAUUGUGUAUACCUCUGUUGGGAAGAUAACUCCAAAGGGUCUCUUUAAAAACAUCCAUCUGUUCUAUCUUCACCGUUUAUUGCGGAUGUUUCCCAUUUUGGCCACCGCCGUGUUUCUCCAAGCGUCGUUGUUCAACCACCUCUCCGACGGGCCGGAGUGGCACAUCGUCGUUGAUAAAGUGGAACGGUGCAGGGCGUACUGGUGGGCCACCCUCACCUAUGUGCAGAACUAUUUGGUGGAUACACGGUGUAUUGGCCCUAGUUGGUACCUCGCUGUCGACAUGCAGCUGCAUAUACUCUCACCUCUAAUAUUAUUCUGGAUGCUCGGCAGAAGAAGAUCGGCAUGGAUUGCACUAUCUCUCGUCAUACUGGUUGUCAUGGUGGUGUCGACAACGUAUAACUAUUUAAACAAGUUCCAGACCGCAUCGUUUGUACCGACUCGAACGCGAGAAGAUGCCAACCACUACCUGCGGUACUACUAUCACAACACACUGACCAGAUGCUCGCCCUUCUUCGUUGGCAUGUUGUUUGGCUAUCUUCUUAAUAUGUAUAAAAGCAAACAAGUCCACAUGGCUAGAUGGUUUGUAGCAUUAUGCUGGUUCUGCGCCUUCGUGGUCUCCGCCGGCAUCAUCUACUCCUCGUACCCCGUCCUGCAGAUGGACUGGGACAGCCCCUUCUGGGACGGCAUCAUCAACUCCUUCGCCAGGCCCGGGUGGGCUGUUUGUGUUGGCUGGGUGAUAUUUGCGUGUACACACGGUUAUGGAGGUCCUGUCAACUGGUUCCUGUCGCUCCGUAUGUGGAAGCUCCCCUCUCGGCUUUCCUACGCGAUGUACAUUUUCCACUACUCCUUAAUGGUUAUUGUCAAUACUACUUCUGUGUCGACGAGUCACUUCUCCGUCGAACGCUAUUUCUACCGAUUCCUAGCUGACUUCGUGACGGCGUUUAUAGUCGCUUUUGUAGCGACAGUGCUGGUAGAUUCUCCUUUCUCUACACUUAUAAAGAUGGCGAUAGGAGGAAGUAAGACUGGGAAGGCGACGGUGAAGACCAAGCAGGGAUGUGAAGGCGAAAAUAACCAGUAGUACACACUAAGUAAUAGGGAGUAAGAUUGUACCUUGGAAUCUUGGGAUCAACAUCAUUAUUUGUAAUAGAUCUGGGAUUUUUUUAACUCAAUGAGUUCUUACUU
This is a messenger RNA of Cydia fagiglandana, 2277 nucleotides long. Its product is annotated as nose resistant to fluoxetine protein 6-like. The record is from RefSeq and is a predicted model, not a curated record. Gene Ontology annotation, molecular function: acyltransferase activity, transferring groups other than amino-acyl groups. Bases 14 to 2173 code for a protein of 719 amino acids. The transcript has 13 exons. NCBI's taxonomy places the organism in Eukaryota, Metazoa, Arthropoda, Insecta, Lepidoptera, Tortricidae.